Molecule: messenger RNA, 2786 nt
Organism: Pseudophryne corroboree (corroboree frog)
Lineage: Eukaryota; Metazoa; Chordata; Amphibia; Anura; Myobatrachidae
Gene: WFIKKN1
Product: WAP, follistatin/kazal, immunoglobulin, kunitz and netrin domain containing 1
Exons: 2
Coding region: 1127-2749 (540 amino acids)
Biological process (GO): transforming growth factor beta receptor signaling pathway
Cellular component (GO): extracellular region
Molecular function (GO): serine-type endopeptidase inhibitor activity; receptor antagonist activity; transforming growth factor beta binding
Source: RefSeq, a predicted model, not a curated record
CCCUCUCUCAGUGUAUACCUCUGUGGCACACACUUAUAAAACACACAUGUAGACAGACUCCCUCUGUCUCCUAUACACACUGCAGCUCUGUCACACAUACAUUCCUGAAUAUACUUGGGGAUGCACACUGCCUGCUCGGACAUCUCCUAAAUACAUACCACUGUGCACACUUUUUGCUGUUGUGUGGCACACUGGGAUAUUUGAGGCGCACAGAAAUCCCAUAGCCUCAGGCUUAAAUUUAGACUUAGAUCGGAGUACGGGUCCCCCAACACUGACCAUUGCCUGGAAAUAUAGAGUGCAUUACUUUCUGUCACACAUACACACACCUGAGGAACACAGAAGCCGCUUUGCAUCAUUAUCCCAAUUACAAUGUACUUACCACCCUUACGCUGAAUUAAUUUACCUGGGUACUCAUACAUUGUACAGGCACCAGUCUGCCACUCCUCCCUGCUGUCCACAUCUCUCCCUAUAAAAACAGACACACAACCCCCCUCUCCUCGCACAGACACAGGAUCUGCUCCCUCCCUUCCAGGAUUCUGCUUGGAAAGUUCUCCUGUCCCACACCAGGGCUGGGAGAGUGCAAGACAAGAGAACAAAUUCGGUCAUCUCUCUGGAGUCUGUGCCCACAGGAUGCCCUGGUCCCUCUCUCACAACAGGCUGCCAGGGAUGGCAUUCUGAUACAAUCACCUGGACACAUGUUCCUCCUCUAGGACGAUGCCCAACUAAGGUUAGAUGCCAUCUACACAUAUAACAUCACCAGCACCCACCUCUGCACCUACAUCUACACACCAGCCUACAUGCAUAGUAUAUGGUACAUUAUACAAGUGUACAAGAUGCCCCCAAACACAGAAUGUGGAAUUUUGUGGCCUUUGUGCUUCUAUAACAGCAUUUUUAUAAAUGGUGUUUCAUUACAAACGUUUUUCACAGCCUAGUACAAUGGAAGUAUGUAAUAUGUUACAUACAUGCAGCUUUAAAUAUACAUAUAUAUAAACGUACAUUUUGUCACGUUAAUAAGCACCAAGGACCGGGGGCAAAGUACAACACAAUCACAUUUUAUAUGUCGAACUUGACAAAGACAGUGACAGAGCACAUGUGUGUGCAGGACCUGGACUAUUAGGUGGGGGAGAUGCGGCCAGUACUUUAUUUUGUUCUCCUUUGCCUGCAAGCACAAAGGGUCAGCUUCAGCCCAACCAGGGGGCACUUUGGCAUCUGCCCCAACCAGCUGAAUGCCAACCUGUGGGUGGACGCCCAGAGCACCUGUGAAAGAGAGUGUGAAACUGAUCAGGAUUGUGAAGCAUUUGAGAAAUGUUGCACAAAUGUUUGUGGACAACGCAGUUGUGUGGCCGCCCGUUACCCAGACCCCGGCUUGCCAGCUCCUGGUUCCUUCCGUCCUGCUACCUGUGCCAGCUUUGCCUGUGUUCAGCAGGGAUCAGUCUGCGAAAUGUGGGAAGAGCGUCCGGUCUGUCGCUGCCGGGAGCGAUGUGGGAAACAGCCAGGCUUUACUUGUGCCUCGGAUGGCCUGACUUACUAUAACAGUUGCUACAUGGAUGCUGAAGCCUGUGCCAGAGGCAUCACCUUAGUGGAAGUGCCCUGUAAGUUUGUGUCCUCCUGGCCUCUCACAACUGCAGUCCCUUCUGAGACUACCCCACAACCAACCCAGUCUUCUACCCCUUUGGAAGUGCCAGUACCUCCAGCACUGUAUCAUUCACCAGCCUCCCAGUCGGUGACUAUAGGUGGUACGGUAGGGCUACAGUGUGAGUCUAGUGGAAGCCCACGGCCGGAAAUCCUCUGGGAGAAGUUAGGUGAUGGACCUCCGUCUCCACUGAUGCGACCAGACCAGAUGUAUGGCAAUCUAGUAGUAACCAAUUCUGGCCAGCUUGUCAUCUACAAUGCUCGCCCAGAAGAUGCGGGAAUUUAUGUUUGUAUGGCACGGAACUCAGCAGGGCUUCUUCAUGGCCAGUUUCCCCUCUCUGUUGUCAGUAAAGGGGCCAACCCAGUGAGAGCAGUCCACCCAUCUCAAUGCCUAAAGCCCCCAAACCACAAGGAGUGCCAAGGUCUCCUGGUUCUUUAUUGGUUCUAUGACCAACAAAGUGGUGACUGCCAGACCUUUCUUCAUAAGGAAUGUCCAGGUACUACCAAUAUUUUUCAUACUUACGAAGAGUGCCGGGCAUCAUGCCAGGCAAAACCACCUGAUCCCUGUACAUUACCACCUGUAAGAGGGCCAUGUAAGGCUCCAGAGUGGAGGUGGGCAUACAGUCCUCUCAUGCGCCAGUGCUUUGCUUUCAUUUACGGUGGAUGCCAUGGUAACCAAAACAACUUUGAAAACAGACAGGCCUGUGAAGAUCGCUGCCCUGUCCCACGUGCCAAGCAGUGCCAGGGAUGUCACCAUAGAGGACGGCUUGCACCUAGCUUGUGCCGUAGUGACUUUGUGAUUGUGGGGACGCUUGAGGAUUCUGGGGAGGAAAGAGUGCUACGGGUGGUCCUUGUGGAGGUACUAAAGGACAACUACAUGGGUCUCCAUCUUUUCCACACCAAGUACCUGGAAGUGACUGUGGGAGAGAGUGGAGGGAGGGGGUGUGCUUGCCCCAAUCUUGCUGUUUCAGGGAACAGUCAGCUCUUGAUCAUGGGAGAGGUACAAGACGGAAUGGCUUUUCUGGGAGCCUAUAGCUAUGUUCGCCCCGCCAAUGAGAAAAGACUGAGAAAAGUCAGAGACAUGCUUGAAAAGGGGACAUGUCAGAUGUUGAGCUGAUUUCAAGACUGACAGAGACAAGUUACCAUGAUAUGUA